Molecule: messenger RNA, 2211 nt
Organism: Micromonas commoda
Lineage: Eukaryota; Viridiplantae; Chlorophyta; Mamiellophyceae; Mamiellales; Mamiellaceae
Exons: 1
Coding region: 1-2211 (736 amino acids)
Source: RefSeq, a predicted model, not a curated record
AUGGCGAGCGAUGAGGCGGUGGGGAGCCCGAGGCGCGGGAAACCGCCGCCGCGACCUUCUUCGCGAACGUCUCCCUCGAGUGCGGACGAUGACGUGCCCGUGGAGCGCACCGAGGAUGAGAAGGCCGCGGCAUGGGACGCCAUUGCCAGCAGGGUCAUGGCCGCUGCGGGCUCGGCGUACGAGGGAACCUGCACCCCCGUGACGCGCGACGCGGAGGUCGAGCAACUUCGACGGCGGCUCCAAGAGUACAGGGACGAGAACGACUCGCUCGGCGAAGCGGUGCGGGCGAUGAAAGCGGCGCUCGAUGCCGCCAAUGAGGACGCGGCGAACGCGGAAACGACGAGGAACGAGCGCGACGAGGCGAAGGAGGAAUUGGCGAAGACCAAGGCGCUGCUCGCCAAGGCGGACGCGACGCUGAGGAAUCUCAAGGACAGAGUCGCGGAGAUGGAGCAGCUCUGUCUGGAUCAACAGGAUGAUGUCAUCGCGUCGAAUCAGGCAAUGGAGGCUGCGGAGGAGAAGCUCGCGGAGGCUGAGGGCGCCGCGCAGGCAUCCUCUGAGGAUGCCAAAGCCGCGCAGGCGAUGGCGACGGAGCUCAGGGACCGAGUCGCGCUGCUGGAGGCGGACGCGGAUAUAAAGGCGUCGCAGCAGGGUAUCAUCGAGGGCCUGGAAGUGGCCCUCGCCGAGGCGAGACAGGCGGCGGCCAGCGCGUCGGCGGACCGGGAGACGUUCCAGUCCAAGUGGAGGGCCGAGUGGGAGGCGGCCAAAGACGAGCACGCCGCCGAGCUCCGGGGCGGGAGGGCGAGGAUGGCGAUGCUCGAGGCCGACCUAGCGGAACUGAGGGAGACGCUGCGCACGGAGCGGAGGGAAUGGUGCGGCCGGAGGAGGGAGCUGGAGACCCGGCUGUGCGAGGCGCUGGCGCAGGCGCGCAGGUUCAGGGAGGACCAGAAGGGAGCGGCUGAGAGCCUGCGCAUCAUGGUGGAGCACGAGAGCACGCUGCGAACGGCGGCGAGGCACCAGACAGAGGUGGUGGCGCGGCUCAGGGGCGACGCGGCCACGAGCGCGGUGAGGUGCGAGAACGUCGCGUCGCACUGUGCAGAGCUCCUCAAGGAACGCGACGCGGCAACUCGACGAGCCGAGGAUGCGGAAAACGCCGCGCGUCGCGCGAGGGAGGAGGCCGGGGAGGCGUGGGGUAACCCCGCGGCUGCGCUCUCUCGCGCGGUCGCCGGCGAUCUAGAAGGCGGUUCGGAUGCGGGGCGCGUUCCCGCGCUCCUCGCCGCGGCCGUGCGGGGGUCCCAUCGCGGUCCGGACUCGUUCGAACCGACUGCGGGUCCCGAGGGGUUGAACCGCCGCGCCGAGACGGGGGACCCGGACGGUCCCGCGCGCAUGUCCCCGUCGACGCCGAGCCCCGGGGAGGCGUCCCCGUCGACGCCGAGCCCUGGGGAGGCGUCUCGGACCCCGCCGCCCGCCAAAUGGAUCCACUCCAUCGGCGAUGACGUCGCCGAGGAGCUCAUCCACGCGUUGGCGAGGGAGGUUGCCGGUUCGAGGGGGCGCGAAGAGGGUUUGAGGAAAGAGCUCGUGGAGGCGAGAGAAGCACGGAACGAUGCCCGGAAGGCUCUGGUCAACGAGGUCCACAGGGUGCACGAGCUGGAGAGGCUCAGGGUGAACGAUUUGCGCGAGCUGCACGCAGCGGAGCAGAAUGCCAGGUCGGCUAUGGUCACCGCAUGGUCGCUUCGAGACAGGCUGGCGACGGCGGCGGCGCACGUGGAACGGUUUGAGGUUGACGCCGAUGCGGCGAAGCGGGGCGCCGAGCUGGUGGAGACGCGCGAAGACGGCUGGUGGCCCGUCGCGCGCGGACACAAGGGCCCAGAACGGACGGUUGAAACCAUAGACGACGAGCCGAGGCCGGCGGAACGGGCGCUCGACAUGCUGGCGUCGGGAGCGGAAGCGGCGACUGGUGAGGAGCACGCUCUCGGCACCUUCAUCGACCCCGCGCUCGUGGAGGAAGCCCUCGAGGAACUCGCCGUGGAGGCUGCGAUGUCGAGCCCGCACGGUAGCUCCCCGCUACUGAGCGACGCGCGACCCCGCACCCCGGACAGGGGCGAGGCCGACGAUGUCGAGGAGGUUCCCCGCAGGUGGACGCCACCGCGCAAGUCGGGCCCGGCGUCGGAACUGACGACGGAGCCAAGCGCGUCAAUCUUCGCGCCGUUCUGA